Messenger RNA from Protomyces lactucae-debilis, 1466 nucleotides. Its product is annotated as Vps51/Vps67-domain-containing protein. Bases 282 to 1040 code for a protein of 252 amino acids. Gene Ontology annotation, cellular component: GARP complex; membrane; EARP complex. The transcript is spliced from 2 exons. Gene Ontology annotation, biological process: endocytic recycling; retrograde transport, endosome to Golgi; lysosomal transport. The record is from RefSeq and is a predicted model, not a curated record. NCBI's taxonomy places the organism in Eukaryota, Fungi, Ascomycota, Taphrinomycetes, Taphrinales, Protomycetaceae.
UGUUUUGCAUCGUCUGGCAGGAGAGGACUUUUUGCGAGUUUCUGUGCGGCGGUCGUCAGGUCUGUUGUGCCAUAGCGGCGGGCAAACUGUACGACGAGGAGAUCCUCCAGCAGAGGAUCCGCUGAGCUCAUUUCUGCCUUGUAGCAGACAGUGGUCAGUGUUGGUGUGAAGAGAGUCUGCCUCUGUGUUGCUCAAAGUUGCGAGCGGAGACAGACACCAGCAUCAAGCCCAAGAGACCAACACACGCGUCCCUUCCAUGCGCUGUUGGAGCUGACACGGCCAUGUCACUCUCCUCAUCUCCCAGGAUACCCAACUCUGUCACUGACAUACCAAGAAGGCGGCCGAAAGAGCGUAAACGUCAGGAUCUACGCUCCUACUACGGCAUUGAAAGCAGUGUCGCAGGCAAUAGUGCGCUACAUAACCAAGGACCCGUCGGCCAUAAUCCAGAUCUCGACAGGGAUGACUUUCAGCUGGACGAGUAUGUUGCGAAAGUGAACCAAACGCCCGGUGCAAAAGAAUUGCUCAAGAUUGAGAAUGAGCUCGUCAAGGAGAUCCGUGUGCUGAAUGGUGAACGCAAAGCACUCAUCUAUGACAAUUAUGGCAGGAUCCUCACCAUCUCUGAGACUAUCAAGCAGCUGCGACUGCGGCUUGAUGCUAUGUCUGUGAGUUGGGGCGAUUUUGAGUCAAUCUUGCACAGUGUCCGGAAGCUAUCUACUGUGUCUGGUGCCACUGAGCCAGCAGUCGAACAAGACGAGCUCAUCACUGCUCAGAGUGCAGAAGACUUGACGAGGCAAUGGCUGCAGGAGGCAACAAUACGCAUCUCGAGCUUGACUGCGUUUGAGCAGUAUGCAGCUGCGCUUGACGAGGUUGCUGACGUCGAGGCUGUCUUGGAGCAGUCUGGCGAUGCUCUGCUCGAUCCAGACACUGCACAGCAACUGAAACACUCGCUGCGUAGUGAACGUGAGCAGAUUCAGGAGAGACUUGAGGAGGGAAAGCAGGAGAAGCAGGAGCAAGCGCCGUCCGUGCCCGCCAAGGACUGAAUCAUCCGAGCACCUAUCUGGACACGUACACCUAUUGCCAUCUUAUUCACGACUGUUGUGCGCUUGCGUCAUGCCUCAUGAGGAGCGAGCUGGGCAUAGUCAGCAGUCGCUGAAAGUACAAGACGACGAGAUUUCACCCAGAACUCCUUGCUUUCCAGCUCGAGAUGCUUCAGUCAUCAGUCCUGCCCGCACACCAGCCAGCGGUCUCUCUUACAGUGCACUGCUCUCUGGUAUCUGUGACACACCAGACUAUAGUCAGUUGAAUGCGCUAGAGCGCGAGCUCGCAGUCGACAGAGUCAUGGCUCUGCAUUCUCUAGAGACGCAGCUGAUGAAGAGGAGAUGAAUUUUGAUGCAGUAAUGCAGUCAUGCAUGCUGCUUAUAACCGGAUGCCUAUACUCUACACUUAUGAAUUGAUCAUUCACAGUC